AGUCAUACAUCUGAUUGGGCUACUAUUUUUCACAAAGGAACAGAAACUUUUGUUCGGACGCCUGGGUUCUGGCUAACAGCAAACAAAUCCGCAUUGCAUGCUCGCUUCACAGGAAAUUGGGAUAGUAGUGCAGGAAUAGAAGAGCUCGGUGACGGACUUUUGUUAGACAAAUGGUAUCAUCUAACUUAUACUCUUUCUGACCCUGAAAAACGGUUAGAUAUAUACAUAGAUAGUGAAUGGGUAGGAUUUUAUUGUAUGCAGAACGUUAAAACGCAAAAUGUUGUCUUCAAUGACGGACCACUGUAUAUCGGAUGUACUUUCGCCAAAGGGUUUAAUGGCGUAAUUAGUAAUGUUCGUUAUUACAACUGGCGUUUAUGUGCUCAAGAAGUGAAGGAAGAUUUCUUUAACAAACUAAUAGUAUAUGGCUCGAAGGUUGCCCUUGUUCAUGUUUCUACUAAUAAAUAUUUGUCUGCUAAUGGAAUCAAUUCAUUUACAAUACUUACAAAGGUUGUUGGUAAUGGUCGGAAAAUAGAUUUAAACAAUGAUGUUUGGAAU
Messenger RNA from Funneliformis caledonium, 555 nucleotides. The record is from the annotation of a GenBank genome assembly. NCBI's taxonomy places the organism in Eukaryota, Fungi, Glomeromycota, Glomeromycetes, Glomerales, Glomeraceae.